CUAUAAAUUCCUCAGAUCAGAACUACACAUUCUCAAAGAGUGUUUUUCUUAAAAAAUUAGCACUUACAACACAUAGAGAGAAAGAGAGAGAUGGAGCUCUAUGACCAGGAUUUCUUGGACGAAUUAAUGGCCCUGAGAAGAGAAACAUGGGAAACCAAUCCAAACACAGAAGAAAACCAGUUCUUCUCCAAUGGCUUCAGUUUUGACAGUUUUGAUCAAAACUCUCUUGGCUAUCUCCCAAACUCUUCUCAAGUUCCCCAAAGUUACAACAAUGACUACACCUUCAAUGAAAUUUAUGGCUCCUUACUUGAAGAAUCCUCAUCCUCAGCACCACCACAGGUUAUGGAUUCAUACUAUAAUUAUUCCCUUGAUACUCCCUUUAAUAUCCCUCCAUGUCCUUUACCAAAAGACUUUCCAUUGUCCAUGAUGGAAGAAGAGGAUCCAGGUUUGCUUGGGGAAGAGCUUCAGAACAUGGAGCUGCAAACCACUUGCAAAAUGGAGCCAGCAACACAGUCCCCUGAACCUGAAAUGCCAGUUUUCAACAUGGGUGGUGUCGGUCUGGAAAGAAAGAAUAGAGCAAAGAAGGUGCAGGGACAACCCUCAAAGAAUCUAAUGGCAGAGAGGAGAAGAAGAAAGAGGCUAAACGAUCGCCUAUCGAUGCUAAGAGCAAUUGUCCCCAAGAUAAGUAAGAUGGACAGAACAUCUAUACUUGGAGACACUAUUGAUUACAUGAAAGAGCUUUUGGAUAAGAUCAACAAUCUGCAACAAGAAGUAGAAGUAGAUUCAAAUAUGGCAGGCAUUUUCAAAGAUGUAAAGCCAAAUGAAAUCCUAGUGAGAAAUUCACCUAAGUUUGAGGUGGAGAGGAAUGUUGACACCCGGGUCGAAAUUUGUUGUGCAGGCAAGCCAGGCUUGUUGCUAUCAACAGUAAACACCCUGGAAGCAUUAGGCCUUGAGAUUCAACAAUGUGUCAUUAGUUGUUUCAAUGAUUUCACAAUGCAGGCUUCUUGCUCGGAGGAAUUGGAGAGAAGGACAACACUUAGUUCAGAAGAUAUUAAGCAAGCACUAUUUAGAAGUGCUGGUUAUGGAGGAAGAUGUUUGUGAGAGUAGAAUACUUUGUCAUGAGAAGAUUUCCAUUGGUGUUGACUGGUUUUGUUUUCUCACAUAUGCCAAAUACAAAGGCAAAUAAAUUGAAAUGUCAGGGUGUGAUGGAAUAAUCUUUAUGAUUCUUAGGCUCACUUACCAAUGAUAAAUGUUCAUGUGAAUGUGAUCAUGAAUACAAUUAGGGGAAGAGAGGGCCUAGUUAAUAGUUAAUUGCCCCCUGAGGAUUAAGAAGAUGCAUGUGCAGAGGUUCAUGCAAUAUUGUUAACAUAAUAAGAGAGUAAAGUUUGAGUUUUUGUUUCUAUUCUUUUCA
Messenger RNA from Lotus japonicus, 1411 nucleotides. Its product is annotated as transcription factor bHLH93-like. The record is from RefSeq and is a predicted model, not a curated record. The coding region runs from base 91 to 1101 and encodes 336 amino acids. The transcript has 4 exons. Lineage: Eukaryota; Viridiplantae; Streptophyta; Magnoliopsida; Fabales; Fabaceae. Gene Ontology annotation, cellular component: nucleus. Gene Ontology annotation, molecular function: sequence-specific DNA binding; protein dimerization activity; DNA-binding transcription factor activity. Gene Ontology annotation, biological process: regulation of DNA-templated transcription.